AUGACAUACUUCUUGGCGGUGAUUCAAGAGCGAGUCUUCCAGCUUCCUCUCUUCGAGAAAAUUGUCGAAAUGGACGGCAACGCUAGAUUCAGACCUGUGCCACCGGAACGAAUCAAGCCCUUAUACAACAGAAUUCUUCGGGGUGGGCAGUGGAUACGGAUGAGGAAAGGAGAGCAGAAAGCUAGGAAAGAUAGAGAGUGCAACACACCGGAGGCUGUGUACAAAGCAAAACUCGUUAGUCUUUUAUUGAAAACUCGCUUCUCUCUGACAACGCUUGAGGUUGAGUGGCAGUCAGUUCAAAAGAGGUAUGCUGAGAUGUUUGCUGAUGAAAAUAGUGAAGACGGAAAACUUAUGGAAACCUUCAAGGCUUAUGGCUUGGAGUUCAGCCAGUCAAACUUGAAUAACGAGGUGUGCUUGUCCUUUGUUCUCUAA
Molecule: messenger RNA, 432 nt
Organism: Strongylus vulgaris
Lineage: Eukaryota; Metazoa; Nematoda; Chromadorea; Rhabditida; Strongylidae
Source: the annotation of a GenBank genome assembly